This is a messenger RNA of Phoenix dactylifera (date palm), 3479 nucleotides long. RefSeq names its product respiratory burst oxidase homolog protein C-like. Gene Ontology annotation, molecular function: peroxidase activity; calcium ion binding; NAD(P)H oxidase H2O2-forming activity. Gene Ontology annotation, cellular component: plasma membrane. NCBI's taxonomy places the organism in Eukaryota, Viridiplantae, Streptophyta, Magnoliopsida, Arecales, Arecaceae. The record is from RefSeq and is a predicted model, not a curated record.
CACCAAAGGGGAAGAUAUAAGCCCUGAUCUCUUCCCAAAUUUCCUUUAUUCUUUACUGUUUUCGUUGUUGUCCCUCGAGGGAAAAAAAAUUAAAAGAUCGUCUCGGCAAUUGUAAUUGGAAGUUGUUGAGGUACUUAGUAACUACUAGCUAGCUGAGAAUUAGAAGUUAUAUUGGUCAAAAAUUCUCGGGCGUCGCCGGGGAUCCGAGAGCCGGAAUGCAGAAGAUGGGGACGGACGACGGGAAGGGCGGCGACCACCAGUCGGACAUCAUCGAGACCGAGAGCGUCGGCAGCGAUCGGGUCGGCCACAGCGGGCCGCUCAGCAAGCGCAGCAGCCGGAAGAGCGCCCGAUUCAACCUACCGAGCUCCGCCGCCGGCGAUGACGAGCAGUACGUGGAGAUCACGCUUGAUGUCCGCGACGACUCGGUGGCGGUGCACAGCGUGAAGCCGGCGGCGGGCGGGGAGGCGGAGGACCCGGAGAUGACGCUGCUGGCCCGGACGCUGGAGAAGCAGUCCGGCUCCAUCGGGUCGUCGGUGCUACGGAGCGCGUCGUCCCGGAUCCGGCAGGUGUCGCAGGAGCUGAAGCGGCUGGCCUCGGUCACCAAGAGGUCCGGCCCGGGCCCGGUCGACCGGUCCAAGUCGGCCGCCGCGCACGCCCUCAAGGGUCUCAAGUUCAUCAGCAAGACCGACGGCGCCGCCGGCUGGCCGGCCAUCGAGAAGCGCUUCGACGAGCUCGCCGUCGACGGUGCCCUCCCCCGCUCCCUCUUCGGCCAGUGCAUAGGAAUGAAGGAGUCCAAGGAGUUUGCGGGAGAGUUGUUCGACGCGCUGGCGAGGAGGAGAAAUAUAAUCGGCGACUCGAUCACCAAGGCGGUGCUGAGGGAGUUCUGGGACCAGAUCUCGGACCAGAGCUUCGACUCCAGGCUCCAAACCUUCUUCGACAUGGUGGACAAGAAUGCCGACGGAAGGAUCGGCGAAGAAGAGGUCAAAGAGAUCAUCUCUCUUAGCGCCUCAGCAAACAAGCUCUCCAAGAUCCAAGAACAGGCGGAGGAGUACGCCCGCCUCAUUAUGGAAGAAUUGGACCCCAAUAGUCUUGGCUACAUCGAGAUAUACAAUUUGGAGAUGCUUCUGCUGCAAGUCCCGGGGCAGUCGAUCCGGAUCGGGACGACGAACAGCAGGAACCUGAGCCAGAUGCUGAGCCAGAAGCUGAAGCCGACCGAGGAGCCGAACCCACUCCGGCGGUGGUACCAGCGGGCCAGGUACUUCCUGGAGGACAACUGGAAGCGGGUAUGGGUGCUGGCGCUGUGGCUCGCCAUCUGCGCCGGCCUCUUCGCCUGGAAGUUCAUGCAGUACCGGCGCCGGGCGGUGUAUCACGUCAUGGGCUACUGCGUCUGCGUCGCCAAGGGCGGCGCCGAGACCCUCAAGUUCAACAUGGCCCUCAUCCUCCUCCCCGUCUGCCGCAACACCAUCACCUGGCUCCGCAACAAGACCAAGCUCGGCGCCGCCCUCCCAUUCGACGACAAUCUCAACUUCCACAAGGUGAUUGCGGUGGGGAUCGCCAUUGGCGUGGGAUUGCACGCAAUCUCGCACUUGACCUGCGACUUCCCGCGGCUCCUGCAUGCGAGCGACGCGGCGUACGUGCCGAUGAAGCCAUUCUUCGGGGACACGAGGCCGAACAACUACUGGUGGUUCGUGAAGGGAACGGAGGGGUGGACCGGGAUCACCAUGGUGGUGCUGAUGACCAUCGCCUUCGUUCUGGCCACCCCGUGGUUCCGCCGCGGCCGGAUCGGGCUUCCCAAGCCCCUGAACCGGCUCACCGGUUUCAAUGCCUUCUGGUACUCCCACCACCUCUUCGUCAUCGUCUACAUCCUCCUAAUCAUCCACGGCAUCUUCCUUUACCUCUCCCAUCAAUGGUACAAGAAGUCGACCUGGAUGUACCUGGCGAUCCCGAUGAUCAUCUACGCGACCGAGCGGCUGAUCAGAGCGUUCAGAUCGAGCGUGAGGCCGGUGAAGAUACUGAAGGUGGCGGUGUACCCAGGGAACGUGCUGGCUCUCCACGUGUCCAAGCCUCAGGGCUUCAAGUACCGGAGCGGGCAGUACAUAUUCGUCAACUGCGCUGCCGUGUCGCCUUUCCAAUGGCAUCCGUUCUCUAUCACUUCAGCGCCCGAAGAUGAUUACCUCAGCGUCCACAUACGGACGCUCGGCGACUGGACCCGCCAGCUCAAAACGGUUUUCUCGAGAGUGUGCCAGCGACCGGCCGAUGGGAAAAGCGGGCUUCUGAGAGCCGACUGCGAUGGCGACGCCGACAUCUCCAUUCCAAGCAUGCCUCGGGUGCUGAUAGAUGGACCCUAUGGAGCGCCGGCCCAGGACUACAAGAAGUACGACGUGGUUCUGCUGGUGGGGCUGGGCAUCGGCGCCACCCCCUUCAUCAGCAUCCUCAAGGACAUCGUCAACAACAUGAAGCAGCUGGAAUCGGAAGGCCUGCUCGACUCGGAGGGCGAUCGGGAUCUGGAAGGCGCCGGCGGCAGCAGCCAUAGGCCCAGCGGAACGUCGUCGACGUUCAAUACCCGGAGGGCCUACUUCUACUGGGUGACGAGGGAGCAGGGGUCGUUCGAGUGGUUCCGUGGGGUGAUGAAUGAGGUGGCGGAGACGGACAAGAAGGGGGUGAUCGAGCUGCACACCUACUGCACCAGCGUAUACGAAGAAGGGGACGCCCGGUCCGCCCUCAUCACGAUGCUGCAGUCCCUGAACCACGCCAAGCACGGGGUCGACGUCGUCUCCGGGACCCGCGUCAAGUCCCACUUCGCCCGACCCAACUGGCGCAACGUCUACAAGCGCAUCGCCCUCAACCACCGCGACCAGCGCAUCGGUGUGUUCUAUUGCGGAGCUCCGACGCUGACGAAGCAGCUGCGCCAACUUGCGCAGGAUUUCUCACGGAAGACCACCACCAAGUUCGACUUCCACAAGGAGAACUUCUAGACCCGAGCCUCUACCAUCUGAUCAUUACAAGGAUAUAUAUAUACAUACAUAUAGCACACCACAAGCAUCCCACAAUAGCAGCAGCAGGCAAGGAUCCCCGACCACCGUGGGAUCCAAUUAGCUACCCAUAGAGAUCUCUUCCUUUCUUUUGUACAGUUCUUACAUAUCUUUACAUUUGUUAGGACUUUUUGAGAGAAAUAGGUUCCUUUUGGAGAACCAAAGCAGGCCACCAAGUUCUUCUGUGGUGGCUUUGAAAGAAAUGGCACGCAGUUGGUCAGCGUAGGAGGCUUUGUAUUCAAGGGGAGUGGUUGAGCCGUUGUUGAGAUUGGAAAACCACCAGAAGGUCCACCAGAGUAAGUUAGGAUAUAAGAGCGCUCGUCUUUAAUUACCCGUAUUGGGCGAAUAUAUGUCAUCCCCAUGUUGAUAUUUGUACACAGCUGCAAGGCUCAGCACCACUUCAUUGAUGAGAUAGUAAAAGGUUUUCAGCAAAUGACGUUUCUGCUG